This is a messenger RNA of Dufourea novaeangliae, 1819 nucleotides long. RefSeq lists its product as uncharacterized. The record is from RefSeq and is a predicted model, not a curated record. NCBI's taxonomy places the organism in Eukaryota, Metazoa, Arthropoda, Insecta, Hymenoptera, Halictidae. Gene Ontology annotation, molecular function: sequence-specific DNA binding. Bases 266 to 1819 code for a protein of 517 amino acids. The transcript has 4 exons.
UUCAACUUAACAUAUACAAUUAAUCGAACGAUGGUAAAAUGAAGACGAUUAUAAAAUGAAUACGUAUUAAGGUUUGCUGAUGUUAUGCAGAAGGUAAUAUAACCUAUACAGGUUUCAUAUCGAGUCAAUUAAACAGUUUUCCGAUGAAAUUUAUGAUAUGCUCUUGAAAAGCAUAUACAGCAGCGUGAUAGAAAACGUGACGAGAAAGAUUGAAUGUACUAAGUAAAAUAAAAAGAAUAUAAAUAGUAUAGUUUGGAGUGUCACCAUGACACGUAAAUGUGUAAUGUGUAAAGAGACCAACUACAGAAACAGUUACAGCUUCUUCUCAGCACCCAAAGAUCCAGAAAUGCGACAAAAGUGGCAGAAUGCAAUUGGAAUUGAUAAUUAUGCUGUUACAGAUGAUACAUAUGUUUGCAGUAAACAUUUUCACAAAGAUGAUAUCAUAACACAUUGGGCCAGUGGAGUACCACCGUAUGUUAUAACAAUCAAAUAUAAGAAAUGUAGAUUACGUCCAGGUGCUGUGCCUGGUAAAAAUUAUCCUGAAGAAAAUGUAGAGCUAAAGCAAGAACAUUCCGACGACUUUGAUGAAAAUUUCUCACCUUUCAAAUUAAAACGAGAAGAUAUUCCGAAAGGAAAACGAAAGAACUUUCUGGUGUCUAAAGCUGAAGAAAAGUUAGAAAUAAACUGCUAUGAAAAGCAUAGAAUACCUUUAUAUUAUAAAUACACUCGAGAAAUCGAUGAUCAUAAUUAUAUGCCAAAUGCUAAAUUAUUGGCUAAAACAAAACCGUUAAACAAUGAGACGAAUAUGAAUGAUGAGUCAUAUGAUGAACCUGUAGAGAAAAAGUUUAAACAAAUAAAAAGGAGUAAAACGACACACCUUAAUGAAGAUGCUGUUGCUAUUAAAAUGGAUUUGACGAAAGAUUCGAAUUCCGACGAUAAGGGAGACGAUCAAGAUCUAUUGUCAUCGGAGUCGUCUCUUUUGAAUGCAUCUAUGAGAGUAUCAGAGCCUUCUUCUAAAGAUUGCCAUGCUUCCAACAAAGGCGAUAUGCUGGUACAGGUGUGGGAACACAAAGCAGCAAUAAAAGACGAGCCAACAGAUAAUAAAGUUAAACAAAAAGAAAAUUCGCCUAUAGAAAACCAAAUAGUCAGUAAUUACAAUGAGUUAGAUACACGUUGUACUAAAUGUAGUGAUAGCGAGGAAAAUGAAAUGUUAUUUGAAGAUUUACUUGAAGUAUACACGGAGGUACUGUUGCCGCGUGGCUGGUCCUGUUUGGUAACAUCAACGGGACUUGCUAUGACAGUAGUGUAUAUGUACAUGGGAAUGACGAAAAGCGGUAUGCCUUAUACGGAGAAACAAGUGUUUAUAAAAAGUGAUAUGACGAUGCGUUGUGUCGCUGUAAGUAGAGAAAUUAAUCCCCUCACUCAUAAUCUCAUAAGGGAGGGGAAACAUCUAAGAAUACAAAAUUUAUUAGAUAUAGAAGAACUUAUUGAUGAAUUUGAUCAAAGAACGAUUUGUCAAGGUAUGUACAAUCCUGAUGAUUGUCAAGAAGUUAUCGACCUCAAAGUAGUUUACAAAGAUGGUGUAAAAUGGAGACACAUUUUAUGUCCAUUACUAAUGAAUAAUGGGUCAAUAAGGUGUACGAGAUGCAUUACUCUAUCUCAUAAAAUACAACGUAGACCAAGAAUUCGCCAUCCUCUUGCUUACAAUCUUUCUGUGCUUAGAAAAAACGAACAAAGGAUUCAUGCACUCCGACAAAUGUGGAAACGACUAAAGAAACGAAAUCGCAAACGUGAAUUUAUAAACGUAUCUGAAAAAUAA